Messenger RNA from Sclerotinia trifoliorum, 1432 nucleotides. The record is from the annotation of a GenBank genome assembly. Lineage: Eukaryota; Fungi; Ascomycota; Leotiomycetes; Helotiales; Sclerotiniaceae.
AUGCAGAGUUGAUGAAUCAUCGGGAUCCACAUACCUCUUUAUGUCCGACUUCGUCACACAUCUUCACCAAUCGUGAUUAGACUCGGCAGCCUUUAACCGAAUAGGAUUGUCCAAGCGCGGGAAUAAACAAAAUCAAUAUCAGAUUUGAUAUGGGAAUAAUUUAUUAGGAUAUAUCGGAGAACAAUCGAGUACGGAGUAAUUCAAAAUUUCAAAGGGAUGGAAGAGGUGGGAUCACAUUUUCUCUGAUUUUAACCCUCAUCUACGCACGGAUGUAUCUUUCUCCUCUAUUUUUCAUGCUACACUCGACGAGUGAGCUCUACUACUCACAGUCUCAUACGCUUCACUCACUUUAUUGCUGAGUCGAAAGCCAUCCACCCACCUUGCUUUCGCUUGUCCUUUGUCUUGUCUGUUGUCCGACAAUUAUCAUUUUGACAUUCCCACUUCCAUUCCUACUGCUCCAUACUGCUCCUCCAUACCGCAGAAGCUUCAUCCAGGCUCAAUUCCAUCAUCAUGCCUACCAACUCAUCCGUCAAGCGUGCCCUCGCCGCCAUCGAAAAAGAUCCCUCCAAAGUAUUAGGCGUCGCAUACAAUGGCGAGGCAAUCACAACCAAGCAAUACAUUCCCCGCGCUGGUAAGUUUUAAAGUUUUCGCAGCGCAAACUUAUGCCAAGCGCCAAGUACAGGCAGACUAACCAAUUACCUCUCCACAGGAGCUCAGGCCGCACCCGAGCUCUCCUUCGCGGUGCCCGAUCCUUCCGCAACCUACAUGGUCGUGAUGCUUGAUCUCGAUGCUCCUUUUCCUUCCCUUCAAGUUCUGGGUCCUAUCCUCCAUUGGAUUCAACCCGGCUACAAGGUCGGCGCCAGUAAUGUCUUGACUACCGAUGCCCCUUUCGUCGCUAACUACAUCGCUCCUGCUCCUCCGCCAGGAAGUGAUCCUCAUCGUUACUCAUUCUAUUUGUUUGAGCAACCGGCCGACUUUGACGGGAAUAAAUACGCACCGGCUAAUGGGAAACCGCUCAGCAAUUGGUCCCGUAUGCGUUACGAUUUGGACAAUUGGCAAAAGACGGCUAAGCUUGCUGAACCCAUUGCUGCGAACUUUUUCUUGAGCAAUUAGAUAGAUACCCUGUUGGAGCAUGUAGGCUGUUUGAGCAGCUGAGGGGAUAAUUCCCGCUGAGGUGGAGGCUUUUGCUGGUGGUUGCGAUGUGAUGAGGGGAGUUUGGGGGCAGAUUGUCGACGUCUCGUCUUUUUUUUAUUCGGAAUGAGAACUAAGGUCUCUCAAUAAUGUUUAUAUACCUUAAAUGCAUAAUGCAUGAUUGCUACUUGAGCUUCCUUUGUUCAUAAAUACCAUUAUAUACCAUUGUAUAUUCUCAUUGCUUUCUAGCUACAAGGUGCGCAGGUUUGGGGCUGUUUUUGACUUCCUCAUUGUUGUAAGU